CUCCCCACCUCCCUGGGCUGCAUAGAGGCGCCUAAGAUGGCGGGAGGUUCGGGGUGGUAGGAAGCGUUAGAGGUGAAGCGUAGCCGAGCGUCGAGCUCGGGCGGUUGGUCACCUGCCGGGACGCUCCUUUCCCGACCAUGAGCAACAUCUACAUCCAGGAGCCCCCCACCAACGGCAAGGUUUUGCUGAGAACAACAGCAGGAGAUAUAGAUAUAGAAUUAUGGUCAAAAGAAGCACCAAAAGCAUGUCGAAAUUUCAUCCAGCUUUGUAUGGAAGAGUAUUACAACAACACAAUAUUUCACAGAGUAGUGCCUGGCUUUAUAGUUCAGGGAGGUGAUCCCACUGGUACUGGAUCAGGUGGAGAUUCAAUCUAUGGAGCUCCCUUCAAGGAUGAGUUCCACUCACGAUUGCGAUUUAAUCGAAGAGGACUUGUUGCUAUGGCAAAUGCUGGGCCCCAUGAUAAUGGGAGUCAAUUUUUCUUUACGUUGGGUCGUGCAGAUGAACUUAAUAACAAGCACACAAUCUUUGGAAAGGUUACAGGGGAUACAAUAUAUAACAUGUUGCGCCUGGCUGAAGUAGAAGUUGACAAGGAAGAGAGACCUCUCAGUCCACAUAAAAUAAGAAGUAGUGAGGUUUUGUUUAAUCCUUUUGAUGACAUUGUUCCAAGACCAAAUAGAAAGCUGAAGAAGGAUAAACCAGAAGAAGAACCUAAAAAGUCCAAAGUAAAAGGCACAAAAAAUUUUAACCUGCUUUCCUUUGGGGAGGAAGCUGAAGAAGAAGAGGAGGUCAAUAGAGUUAGUCAGAGCAUGAAGGGAAAAAGUAAAAGUAGUCAUGAUCUACUAAAGGAUGAUCCACAUCUAAGCUCAGUUCCUGCUGUCAAAAGUGAAGCAGCGAGUGAAGAAAGGGAUUUGAGUGAGGAGGAAGAAGAACAUGAUGAAGAUGCUGAUAGUGUAGAAGGUGAAGCUGCUAGCAAUGAGAGAUUUCAAAUAAAAGAACGCAUUGCCAAGAAGUUGAAAAUUGUUACUAGUGAAAAUGCUAAACAGCAACUUCAAGAGGAAGAAACUAAGACAGUUUCAGUUAGAUUUUCUGCCCAAUUCCAGUUUUGCGGUUACUACAUUGAUAGAGAUUUACUGCCCAUUAACUUUGAUUCUGUUUCUCCUGACUGGCUUUACAUUCCCGGAAGAUUAAAUUCUUGUAAUUAUUUUUCUCUUUGCAGCGAGGAGCUACGGAAAGAAGCGCGACAGCUGAAACGUGAACUGCUGGAAGCCAAGCAGAAAAAAGAAGAAAGAGCUUUAAAACCCAAAGAAAAGGAAGAGGAGGAACCUGCUCCAAACAGUGUUGUUGAAGAAUACCUUCAGGAGAAGAGAAAAUAUGAAGACAAGCGGAAGCAGCAGCCAAAGAAAGGGGUUUCUCGCGAAGAUCAGACACUGGCACUGUUGGACCGAUUCAAAUCAAAGUUAACCCAGGCAAUUGAAGAAACUCCUGAAAAUGAGGUAUCUGAACCUGAAGUAGAUAAUGACGAAGGAUGGAUGUCACAUGUACUCCAAUUUGAAGAUAGAAGCAGAAAGGUGAAAGAUGCAAGCAUGCAGGAUGAAGACACUUUUGAGAUCUAUGAUCCACGGAAUCCUGUAACUAAGAGGAGAAGAGAAGAAAGCAAGAAGAUAAUGAGAGAAAAAAAGGAAAGGAGAUAAAACGAAUGUAAGGCUAGCCAGAGCUGCCUUGAAAAGUGACUGCAAUAAAGUGCUGGCUCUUUUGUAAACUGUAGUUCCUAAAAAUAUCACUGGGCAAGUGUGAAAAGGAAUCUCUCAAGAACCUGUUGUGCAGUUUUGAAGCAGAGCUAUCAUUUGUUUCUUAAGUUGUGCAGUCAAGUGCUCUUCAGUGCAUUCAUUAUCCAACUUCUCUAAAGGUUUUUAGAAUUACGUAUUUAAUAAAACAGCUGAC
Aptenodytes forsteri (emperor penguin) is the source of this 1941-nucleotide messenger RNA. RefSeq names its product CWC27 spliceosome associated protein homolog (gene CWC27). Gene Ontology annotation, biological process: protein folding; protein peptidyl-prolyl isomerization. Gene Ontology annotation, molecular function: peptidyl-prolyl cis-trans isomerase activity. NCBI's taxonomy places the organism in Eukaryota, Metazoa, Chordata, Aves, Sphenisciformes, Spheniscidae. Gene Ontology annotation, cellular component: catalytic step 2 spliceosome. The record is from RefSeq and is a predicted model, not a curated record.